Molecule: messenger RNA, 1802 nt
Organism: Nannospalax galili (Upper Galilee mountains blind mole rat)
Lineage: Eukaryota; Metazoa; Chordata; Mammalia; Rodentia; Spalacidae
Gene: Hsd3b7
Product: hydroxy-delta-5-steroid dehydrogenase, 3 beta- and steroid delta-isomerase 7
Exons: 7
Coding region: 128-1237 (369 amino acids)
Biological process (GO): steroid biosynthetic process
Molecular function (GO): 3-beta-hydroxy-Delta5-steroid dehydrogenase (NAD+) activity
Source: RefSeq, a predicted model, not a curated record
CUGGAAUGGGCCUGGAGGGAGGAGGUGGAGCUAGCGGAAGGAAGGAAGCUUGUGUGCAGCUGGCCAGCCUGGUACACAACCUCUUGUGGCCAGUUUGGGCUCCCUGGGACUGUGGCUACAGCUGGGCAUGGCAGAAUCCAUACAGGCCCCAAUGCUGGUAUACCUGGUCACAGGUGGCUGUGGCUUCCUGGGGGAGCACAUAGUGCGAAUGCUGCUGGAGCAGGAGCCAAGGCUCCGGGAGUUGCGUGUCUUUGACCUGCACUUGAGUUCCUGGCUGGAGGAGCUGAAAACAGGACCUGUGCAGGUGACUGCCAUCCAAGGGGACGUGACUCAGGCCCAUGAGGUGGCAGCGGCCAUGGCUGGAACGCAUGUGGUCAUCCACACAGCUGGGCUGGUAGACGUGUUUGGGAGGGCCAGUCCCAAAACUAUCCAUGAAGUCAAUGUGCAGGGCACACAGAAUGUGAUUGAGGCCUGCGUGCAGACUGGAACUCAGUUCCUGGUCUACACGAGCAGCAUGGAAGUUGUGGGGCCUAAUAUCAAAGGCCACCCCUUCUACAGGGGCAAUGAGGACACCCCGUAUGAGAUAGUACACAAGCAUCCCUAUCCUUGCAGCAAAGCCCGAGCUGAGCAGCUGGUUCUGGAAGCCAAUGGAAGGAAGGUCCGUGGCGGUCUGCCCCUGGUGACAUGUGCCCUUCGUCCCACUGGCAUCUAUGGUGAAGGUCAUCAGAUCAUGAGGGACUUCUAUCGCCAGGGCCUGCGUCUCAGGGGUCGACUCUUUCGGGCCAUUCCAGCUUCUGUGGAACAUGGUCGGGUCUAUGUGGGCAACGUGGCCUGGAUGCAUGUGCUGGUGGCCCGAGAGCUGGAGCAGCGGGCAGGACUCAUGGGUGGCCAAGUGUAUUUCUGCUAUGACAAGUCACCCUAUAAGAGCUACGAGGACUUCAACAUGGAGUUCCUGGGUCCCUGUGGACUUCGGCUGGUGGGUACCCGCCCACUGCUGCCCUACUGGCUGCUGGUACUGCUGGCUACCCUCAAUGCCCUGCUGCAGUGGCUGCUGCGACCACUGCUGCUGUACACACCUCUGCUGAAUCCCUACACGUUGGCUGUGGCCAAUACCACCUUCACUGUCAGCACCAACAAGGCACAGCGCCAUUUUGGCUAUAAGCCUCUCUUCUCAUGGGAGGAGAGCAGGGCCCGCACCAUUCUCUGGGUGCAGUCCACGGAGGGUUCAGGCCAGUGAUGGUAGACCCAGGGCUUGGAGGCCAUUGUAGCACAUCACCCAGGUCCUGCAGUCACAACCUAGAUAGGGAGAGAUGGCUGCCUUCUGGAGCUGGAGGCUCUAGUGCCCUCCACAUUUUAAGUAGACAGGCCCUGCCCCUGGGCUGUGUUCUAGGGCAGGGUUUGGGGACAGAAUCAUCUUUUGGUCUCAACCUGGGCUUUCCAUCUAGUUGGCAAGGAACUGAUUCCUGAAUAAUCUCACUACCCCAUCCUACUUCUGGCUUCUCAAGCAGGAAGUGGCAAAGAUUCCAAGGGCUCAUAUUGGUCUGCUGAGGUCCAGGCACCAUCUUCAGAUCUGCCUCCCCCCACAUCUCUGGCUUUCCAUCAGGGGUUAUAGUCCCAUUAUGUUCUUUAAAAAGUGUAUCCCCUUUGGACGUUUAUCUUUUAAUUUGCUUUAAAGAAAGCUGAGGAAGUCGGUGCCUUUCUGUCUUGCCUCUUCACUCAAAUUCAACUCCUGUGAUACUGUUAGCUCUCUGCCUGAGGAUGCCAGUCAUGCUUACCUAGCCUGGAUUAAAAUCCUUGUCCGA